This is a messenger RNA of Staurois parvus, 375 nucleotides long. Lineage: Eukaryota; Metazoa; Chordata; Amphibia; Anura; Ranidae. The record is from the annotation of a GenBank genome assembly.
UCUCUCCCCCUCCCCUGUCUCUCUCCCUCCCCCUUUCUCUCUCUCCCCCUCCUCUCUAUCUCUCCCCCUCCCCCCCCCCCCCCCUCCCCCUCCCACUCCUCUAUCUCCCCACUCCUCUCUCUCUCUCCCCCUCCUCUCUCUCCCCUCCUUAUCUCCCCCCCCUCUCUCUUUACUUGGGGGGAAAUGUCUGUGCGUCUUAUGGAGCGGCCGGCCCAGUAUUCCCGCCGCUGUUGUAUGUCCGCAGUCUCUGGUCAUCUCCUGUACUAUGUCCGCAGUCUCUGGUCAUCUCCUGUACCGUGUCCGCAGUCUCUGGUCAUCUCCCGUACUGUGUCCGCAGUCUCUGGUCAUCUCCAGUACUGUGUCUGCAUUUGUUCA